GCCACAUGGAGCAUCACUGCCAGGCAUUCAAGUUUCCCAUGUCCUGCCGAGUACAAGGGUGACAAGGGGGUGGGAUAGAGUAUCUUUACUUUUCCUUCGCUCGCACACCUCACCAACCUCCCGAUUAAAGACAUUUCCAUUUGCAAGCAACUCUUACGAUUCAAAUCCAAUUCUAUCAACCGCAAUCAUGGCACCCCAACCCAUCGGCACCAAGAAGAUUCCCGCGAAAACAGCGCAAUCGAGGGCUCUCCAACUCAACAAGAAGCCUGUUACAUCAUCUGUCCAGCCCACAAAGAAGCCCAUCACGCCCGUCCAGGCCGCGAAAAAGCCCAUAACCACAGCCCAGAAGAAAACCCCAGUAACCUCGACAAAGGUCAUCCAGCCGACAAAGAAACUCACCACUCCAAUCGGAACAGUGAAGAAGACACUUCCAAAGGCUCUUCCAAAGGCGCUCCCCACACCAGCCAAGGUCACACAACCGCAGGGCUGGAUCGGCCGCACAGUCUCCCAAGCAACAUCCGGCGUGGGGAAUUUCGCCGGCGCAAUCGUGUCUGCGGCGGGUAAUGGUGUCGCUGGAGCUGGAAAGGGUGCUGGUGCUAGUAUCGCAAACUCAUCGCGCAGCUGGGGCGACAUGGUUCGCGAGUACGGCAACUCCAUCAAGGACGUGACGGGCGCGGCAGGAAGCCGGGCAACCACCAAGACGAAUCCGCUAGGCCUAUCCACGGGAGCGGCGGGUGGAAAGGCGAGCAUGGCGAUGAGGAGUGGAGUCACACCGAGUAGCGUGAAGACAGGGAGCGCAAGCAACCCUCUGGGAUUGUAGGAAUUUUUUUACGAAGAGAGAACGACUGUACGAUAUUGUGGUGAGAAUUCAAGUACGAAGCAAGCUAGACAUGACAUGGCAUUAGUUGUAGGCACGUGGCUGG
Molecule: messenger RNA, 923 nt
Organism: Dothidotthia symphoricarpi CBS 119687
Lineage: Eukaryota; Fungi; Ascomycota; Dothideomycetes; Pleosporales; Dothidotthiaceae
Exons: 2
Coding region: 188-820 (210 amino acids)
Source: RefSeq, a predicted model, not a curated record